This is a messenger RNA of Anopheles funestus (African malaria mosquito), 2288 nucleotides long. RefSeq names its product fatty-acid amide hydrolase 2. The record is from RefSeq and is a predicted model, not a curated record. The transcript is spliced from 4 exons. Bases 439 to 2001 code for a protein of 520 amino acids. NCBI's taxonomy places the organism in Eukaryota, Metazoa, Arthropoda, Insecta, Diptera, Culicidae.
AAUUUAUUUAUCCUCCCAAAAAGGUGGAUAUUCCGGUUUAUCUAUGAGCUUUGCCCAUAGUGUUUGGAUUUGUUUACAUUUAUGACGGAAGCUUUCAUUCGAACUACGCAUCACACAGCUGUACCGUGCGCGUAUGAUAAAAAAAAUCCGUUCCGUGGAGUUUCCGGUGUCCGCUAGAGCUCGACCGAAUCAUUUGGACAUGUGUUAGUGGUGGUGUGCACUAUUGUAGCAACCUGUUGGAGCGAUUCGAUCGCCGUCGUCGUGCAGCACUGCUAUCAUCUUACGACGGUUUAACAAAAGUGUCUAAAGGGAGAAAGUAUCUGCUUAGUUUCAUACUAAAGGUACCCGUACCGUUCCGAUUACAUUGGAACUGAUAUCAUUUUAUCACGGCCGAAUCUGAGCAGCUUGGUUGUACAACGUACUGAUAAACUCGAAACGAUGGCCAGAAACCGCUUCCUUGUGCAAUUCUUCAUCCUGCUGCACCUAGUGAUCGAUAAGUUGCUAUACGUCUGUCUCCAGUGGUACUGGGGCCCAAGCAAACAACGAUGUCCGACUUUGCAGCGCAAACGGAUGAUCGUUACGUACAGUGCAGUCCAGCUGGCACGGAUGAUCCGCAACCGCGAGGUGUCCUGCUACGACGUGAUCAGUGCCUUUAUCGAUCGACUGAACGAGGUCAACCCGCUGGUGAAUGCGGUACUCGAUGGUCCGUUUAUCGAGGCACUCGAUGAGGCGCGUCACAUCGACGAGCGACUACAGCAAGGUGCGAUCAGUGAGGCUGAGUUUGAGUCGAAACCGUUCCUCGGAGUACCGUUCACUACGAAAGACAGCACGGCGGUCAAGGACCGGUUGCACACGCUAGGUAUCGUCGCACGGCGCACUGUGAAAGCGAACAAUGACGCCGAGUGCGUACGGUUGUUGAAGGAGGCCGGGGCAAUUAUCAUAGCGACCACGAGCAUACCGGAAAUCAACCGAUGGCAAGAAACGCGCAAUAACAUUAUCGGACAGACGAACAAUCCGUACGACAAUCGACGCACGGUCGGUGGAUCUAGUGGAGGUGAAGGUGCUCUUCUAGCGACUUGUGGAACAGCAAUCGGAUUAGGAACCGAUAUCGGAGGCUCGAUCCGAAUGCCCGCCUUUUACUGUGGUGUGUUUGGUCACAAGCCAACGACGGGCAUCAUAAACACACGCGGAUGUUCUUUGCGUACGGGGCGUGAACCUUCUACAAUGGUCGUAGCCGGACCGAUGACACGCUAUGCAACCGAUUUGCUGCCCCUGAUGAAAGUAUUAGUGGGAUCGGAAAAGUCAACCAGCCUUCGGUUCGACGAACCGACCGAUGUUCGUAAGCUGCGCUACUUUUACAUUGCUGAAUCGGGCGAUGUCAAGUGCAGCGGUGUGCAGCCCCAACUGCAGAAGGCAAUGAAACGAGUGGUUGAACACUUUUCGCAAAUAGCACCGGGUGGAGUGCAGAAGGUUACGCUAAGCGGAACGGAAAAGACGACUAACAUGUGGCGCUACUGGAUGACACAGGAGCCGGCCAACUUUGGUACGCUGCUGGGCAAUGGAAAGCCGCUUAGUCCGUUGGUGGAGCUAGCUAAAAAGCUUACGGGUCGUAGCGAGUACACGAUGGCUUCGGUCUACUCGCUUAUGGACACGUUAUUGCCCCAGGAAAAGGAAGAUGUAAUCAAAGAGCUAACGCGGUGCUGUGAUCAGGAACUAACGGAACUGCUCGGAGACGAUGGUAUUCUGUUUUAUCACAGCACUACCCACACGGCACCGUACCAUUAUUCGGCAUUCGUGAACGUGUACAACUUUAGCUACUGGUGCUUGUUCAAUGUACUGCACGUGCCGGCCACACAGGUGCCGCUGGGAUUGGAUGAUGACGGACUGCCGCUUGGCAUACAGGUUGUGGCCAGCCGUAACCGUGAUCGACACUGUCUAGCGGUGGCUGAAGAAAUCGAGCGUGUGUUUAACGGUCGGAUUCCUCCUUUCAUUGUAGAUUAGUGUCGCAAUGUACGAGGUAAUUGGGCUGAAAGGGUAAUGGGGGUUUUCUCACACAACACUGCGACGGUGAAUCACUUAAUCUAAAUAAUCUUAUCAUGUCAAUUGUUACUCUCUUUGGGUCAUGCACUGUGCAGUUUUGGGUCACCAAUUAUAUUUAUUCGUUAACUUAUGCAAAGUUCGUUUCUUUUCGUUUGUUCUGCGUUUGUCGUUUAAUUAAAAUAAUAAUAAAAACCGACCCGAUAGGUGAUCAUGGUUUUCAUGGCGAGUAAAGGUUGGGUUUUUUUAAA